UCAGAAACCGAAGCCCGGCCAUCAGGGAAAAUGGGAGUCUUCAGGCUUUCCCUAGACCUCACUGGGUUCACCUCUUUGCACACAUUGAACUUGACCUUUGAGAUGCUGCUGACACGCAGGAGUUAAAGCAAUAAGCCCUCCUACCUGCCCUGUAGGGCGGUAGCUUCCAAGGCCACCGCAAACAUGUAUCUGUGUGGACUCCAUCCAGACCCAGGCAGGCAGGGGACAAAGUUUAACAGGAGGGAAUCCUGGGCUGCCGGUAGUUUCACGGGGUCAGUCCAGACUUCAGCAGCACGCCGCCGUUUCAGAGUCCUCUCUUUCAUCAAAGCUCUGUUGCUCUCAUCCUCUGAGUGUCAUCUCAGGACCUGGGUCACCCUCAUGGCACAAUGGCCAGCCCUCAGGAGCACCUGAGCAGCUCCUCUUCACCACACUUGCCCUUGACUGAGAACAAAAGCCCUGCUGGACGAAAUGAACUCACAGCUAUGGGCAACCACCCAUCACCCAAGUUCCCUGAGGACCCACAGGAGAGGGGGGCUCUGCAGUCCGAGCUGAUGGAGAUCACGGGCAGCCCCAUCUCCACGGCGGUGCUGACCAGUGUGAGCGAGGACGCCAGGGCCCAGUUUGAGAACAGUGUUCUUCAGCUACGGGAACAGGAUGAAUCCGAGAUGACCGUGUCUCCGGGGAACAGCACCGCAGUGGAUGGAGACAGCACGGACGGACCUGGAGACAUCAAGAUUCAGUUCAGCAGGUCAGGCAGUGGCAGCGGAGGGUUCCUCGAAGGACUGUUUGGAUGCCUGAGGCCCGUGUGGAACAUCAUCGGGAAGGCCUAUUCCACGGAUUAUAAGCUCCAGCAGCAAGAUACUUGGGAAGUACCCUUUGAGGAAAUCUCAGAGCUGCAGUGGCUGGGCAGUGGAGCACAAGGAGCUGUCUUCCUGGGCAAAUUCCGGGCAGAGGAGGUGGCCAUCAAGAAGGUGAGGGAACAAAAUGAGACGGACAUCAAGCAUCUGAGGAAACUGAAGCACCCGAACAUCAUCGCCUUCAAGGGCGUGUGCACUCAGGCCCCCUGUUACUGCAUCAUCAUGGAGUACUGUGCCCACGGACAGCUGUAUGAGGUCCUGAGAGCCGGCAGGAAGAUCACGCCGCGACUGCUCGUGGACUGGUCCACGGGGAUUGCAAGUGGGAUGAACUAUCUCCAUCUCCAUAAAAUCAUCCACCGUGACCUCAAGUCACCCAAUGUUUUAGUGACUCACACAGAUGCAGUCAAAAUUUCAGAUUUUGGUACAUCUAAGGAGCUCAGUGAUAAGAGCACCAAGAUGUCCUUUGCUGGCACAGUUGCGUGGAUGGCGCCCGAGGUGAUCCGGAAUGAGCCUGUCUCCGAAAAAGUGGACAUAUGGUCUUUUGGAGUGGUGCUUUGGGAGCUGCUGACAGGGGAGAUCCCCUACAAGGAUGUGGACUCCUCGGCCAUCAUUUGGGGUGUUGGAAGCAACAGCUUGCAUCUUCCAGUUCCUUCCACCUGCCCGGAUGGAUUCAAAAUCCUUAUGAAACAGACAUGGCAGAGUAAGCCUCGCAACCGGCCUUCCUUCCGGCAGACGCUCAUGCAUCUGGAUAUUGCAUCUGCGGAUGUGCUCGCCACCCCACAAGAAACUUACUUCAAGUCUCAGGCUGAAUGGAGAGAAGAAGUGAAAAAACACUUUGAGAAAAUCAAAAGUGAAGGGACCUGUAUACACCGAUUAGAUGAAGAACUGAUUCGCCGGCGCAGGGAGGAGCUCAGGCACGCCCUGGAUAUUCGAGAGCACUAUGAGAGAAAGCUUGAGCGGGCUAACAAUCUGUACAUGGAGCUGAGCGCCAUCAUGCUGCAGCUGGAAAUGCGGGAGAAGGAGCUCCUCAAGCGAGAGCAAGCAGUGGAAAAGAAGUACCCUGGGACCUACAAACGACACCCUGUCCGUCCAAUAAUCCACCCCAACGCCAUGGAGAAGCUCAUGAAAAGGAAGGGUGUGCCUCACAAGGCCGGAGUGCAGACUAAGCGGCCAGACCUGUUGCGUUCCGAAAGCAUCCCCAGUACAGAAGUGGUUCCCAGUGCGUCCCCUCUGUCUGCAAGUCCCAAAAUGGGCGCCUCAAGCACCAAGAGCCGAUACCGAAGCAAACCGCGUCACCGCCGAGGGACUAGCAGGGGCAGCCAUAGUGACUUUGCAGCCAUCUUGAAAAGCCAGCCAGCCCAGGAAAACUCCCCACACCCCAGCUACCUGCACCACGCUCAGGCUCAGUGCUCUCCCGUCCUUCAGCAUGAUCCUCUUCAGCAGCAAUACCAGCAACUCCCUCCCGCCCUGCCACAGAGCCGCCAUCCCAGACUCAACACUCACGGUCAGGAUAUUGCAACCUGCGCCAAUAACCUGAGGUACUUUGGCCCGGCGGCGGCCCUGCGGAGUCCACUCAGCAACCAUGCGCAGAGACAGAUGCCUGGCUCCAGCCCGGACCUCAUCUCCACAGCCAUGGCAGCAGAUUGCUGGAGAAAUUCAGAACUUGACCGGGACCAAGUCGGACCCUGGGGCUGUUGCCAGGCGGAACCUUAUGAUCCCUGUUUCCAGUGCAGGCCAGAGCAUUCUGGGUCUUUAGAUGUUCCCACACCUGAGCCAACACACAAUCCUCUUUGGGGAAAUGCCCAAAGCUCUGAGAGAACGGAGGCAAAUGGAUUUAAUGGCUGUCAAUCUGGUGUUUCUCAUCAAUUCACACCCCCAAUGCUACCUCAAAAGCCGCGGCCCCUUCACAAGAGUGGAGAUGACUCUUCGGAAGAGGAAGGGGAAGUGGACAGUGAAGUGGAAUUUCCUCGAAGACAGAGGCCUCACCGCUGCAUUAGCAGUUGCCGUUCGUACUCCACACUCAGCUCCGAGAACUUCUCUGUGUCUGAUGGGGAGGAAGGAAACACCAGUGACCACUCAAACAGCCCCGACGACUCAGCCGGCAGACGGGGAGAGCGCCUGGCGGAGACACUGGAUGACCUGCUGUCACAGACACCCGAGGCCCCCAUCGAGAUCUCCUCCCACUCCGAUGGGCUGUCUGACAAGGAGUGUGCAGUCAGGCGAGUCAAGACACAGAUGUCUCUGGGCAAGCUGUGCGCUGCCGAGGAGCGCGGCGGCUACGAGAACCCUGUGCAGUUUGGAGACUCAGACUGCGACUCCUCGGAAGGGGAGUGUUCUGAUGCCACAGUUAGGACCAGCAAGAGCUACAGCUCCGCCACUUGGUGACAAAGGCUCUCCAUCAGGUCUGGAGACCUUGACAUCGCAACUCCUCUCCGGCGCUAGACUCCUCCCUCCUGCAUCUGCCUGGGAGGAGUGGCCCCAAUCCCAGAAACAAGCCUUAGUGGCAGGAACAUGAGACUUGUCAAAUCUCUGGGGAAAUACCCAAAUGAAAUUACGUCUUCGCUGAGCAUUUCAAUCAAGAAUGGCAGGGAUCUAUUGUACCGAAUACUCCAGCUACUGUAACAUUGAUAUUUAUUUUUGUUGGACAUUUUAACACUUUGUAUUGUAAAGAGUGAACUAUAUAUGAUACACAGACACAAUAAUUUCUUUACAAAAAAAAAAAAAAAGGAAAGGUUGCUGUUUAGGAGCAAUAUUUGGAAUUUGUGGGGCUAGGAGAUGUCACUGCCGCUUGAACACAAGACCGGGUCUUUUCUUCCAUGCUUGGAGAGUAGUAAGCAGAUACACUGAACAUUUAAAACACAAGCCAAGGGGAGUGCAGCCACGUUAAACUCAGCCAGCUUGUCCGUGUGAGCGGUGGGGAUGACCUGGAAGCUGAGAGCUCUCAUAGCACCAGCGCCUUGGAGGAAAACACAGGCAGAAUGGCAGCUGCACAUCUGGAAGCCAUUUCAUCUGAAGCUUAAGUAGAAGCUGGUAGCCAGGGUUCCGGGGCAUCCGCUGGUAGCCAGGGCUCCGGCAGCAUCAGGUCUUGCCCUUAAGCAAAUGUUUCCUUUCUGAUGCUGCCACUGUCACAACCUUGACCAGCACCGUUUCUCCCAAGUAGCUGCCUUUCUUUUCACCUGUUGGCCGUUUCUUUUAGGAAAGAAAAG
Acomys russatus (golden spiny mouse) is the source of this 4063-nucleotide messenger RNA. It is a transcript of the gene Map3k13, whose product is annotated as mitogen-activated protein kinase kinase kinase 13. The record is from RefSeq and is a predicted model, not a curated record. The coding region runs from base 387 to 3242 and encodes 951 amino acids. Gene Ontology annotation, molecular function: protein homodimerization activity; ATP binding; JUN kinase kinase kinase activity. The transcript has 14 exons. Lineage: Eukaryota; Metazoa; Chordata; Mammalia; Rodentia; Muridae. Gene Ontology annotation, biological process: protein autophosphorylation; JNK cascade.